Amoebophrya sp. A25 is the source of this 158-nucleotide messenger RNA. NCBI's taxonomy places the organism in Eukaryota, Dinophyceae, Syndiniales, Amoebophryaceae. The record is from the annotation of a GenBank genome assembly.
AUGAUCAACGUCACGUGUUGUUUAAGAACCCAACAAGAACUGAAUAUUGUUGGAAUAGGAAUUUUUCCUCAACUGAAAAAUCCGUACUCUUGUGAGGGUGCCAAGAGACCAGCAAGACGAACAAGACCAGCAAGACGAACAAGACUCCUCUUUGUGUC